GGUCUAAAGGUCUCAUGAUUCUAUAGACUUUAGGGUGUUUCACCAAGCAAAAGAAGGAUAGAAGAGGAAAAUUCCUUCUUGCAUUCCAGGUCUCCUUCCAGUGGCUGCUCUCCGGACCUUUAAGUGCUUAAACGCCAUUGUCCAGUCACACCACCCUCUUUCCUAGCUUGACUGAGCCCUCCUAUACAUUGUUUGUGCCUUCCGCAGAGCUGAUUACAUGGGUCGUGUUCAGGACGUGGGCUGGGCCACUGCAGGACUGGUAAUCUGGGCUGGUACCUGUUACUGCAUUUACAGAUUAACCAAGGGAAGAUAUCAGAGUGUGAGCAGAGAUGGGUCCAGAAUCAAGACAGAGACUGUGGUUGGGGAAGAGAACCAGACCAUGGCCACAGACGAAGCCAUGGCUGGAGCAGAGACUGAGACUAGAGCCAUGACUGAACCAGAAACUGGAGAAGGAGGUGAGCCUGUGGCUGAAGUAGACACCAAGGUCCCUGUUCUAGUUAGACCCAAUAUCAACUAUCAGGCCAAGAGAAUUCUUGAGGAAGAGAUAGAGACUCAUUCUGAGACCAGUUUAUUGGUGGAAACAAUGGUCAUGACAGACGCAGUGACUUUCACAGAAGCCACAGGCCAAGCCAAGGAAGUAACCAUGAAAGAGGCAGUGACACAAACUGAUGUUGAGACUGAGGAAGUAGGCAAGAAAGAGGCAGUAACUCAGACCAAGUCUAAAGCUUGGGCAGUGGCUGACAGGGCAGAGGUCAAGAAAGAAGCAAUGACCCAGACCAAAGCAGAAGCUCCUUCACUGGCUGAAAAGGAGACAGAGAUUAACAGAGUAACAGUAACACAGAGUGAGGUCUUGGCAGUGACCAAGGAAGUAGUCAAGAUUGGCACCAUGAAUGAGACUGGAAUUGUGGCAGAAGCCACGAUAAGAGCACUGGAAGAGACUGUGUGUGUGACUAGGACUCAAUCUGAGACUAGGCUUGAUGUCACAGUUGAUACUAAUGAAAAUUCCAAUGAUAUGCCCCUCAUAGUGGCUGGAGUGGAUGUGAAAUCCUAUGCACAGCCUCAGGCUGUGACCAUAAUCCAAAAUGAUGACAUGAUCGGUGAUGAGGGUGACGACCAGGGGAAUCUGAAAAACACGUCUAAGGCAGGGUCUGCGGUAGAUAAAGACACUUCUGCUCAGCCUCAUAUUGUUGCCAACAUUCUGGCUGAAGCCAUGCCAGGGGCAAAGGAUGAUGCCUGUGAUAACACAAAUGACAUUUGUGAAGCAGAGGCAGAUCUGAGAACUUAUAUAAUACAACCUGAGACUGUGGCCACAAUACAGGCUGAGGCAAUGUCUGGUGCCACGACUGACGAUGGGGAAGAUGCCAGUGAUGUAUUUAAGGCAAUGACUGGUGCUGAGAUAACUGAUACCAAUCCUCAAGCUGUAACCAGUGAUCAUAUUGAAGCCACGCCUGAUGCCAAUGCUAAGGGUAAAGGUAAUGCCAGUGCCACGGCUAAAGCAGGGGCCAAAGCAAACACAAAAACCAAUUUGCAGACUGAUGCCUUGCCUGAAACCGAGGAUAAAAACAGAAGUGAUACCAACGACAUGGCUAAGGCAGAGGCUAGUGUAGACGUGGUUUCCUGUGCCCAGCCUGACCCUGUGGCCAGUGUCCAGGGUGAUGACUUGCCUGAUGGCAAAAUCAAGCCUAAGGACAAUGCUAAUACCAUAUCUAAGGAAGGAACUCAGACUACGGCCCAGAGCCAGGGUGAAGCCUUACCUAAUACUAAAGGUAAGGCUAGAGGCAAAGCCAAAGCCAAGUGUAAGGCAGGAGCUGCGGCAGAUGUGAAACCAUGUGCACAACCUCAAGGUGGAAUCAAAACCCAAGCUGAGCCCUUGUCUGAUUCCAAGGUUGACAGCAAAAGUGACUCUAAUGCUGUUUCUAAAGCAGGGGCAAAGGCAGACCAGAAAGCCUGUGCUCAGCCACAGCCUGUGGUCAACUGCCAGAAUGAGGCCUUGCCUGCUACUAAGAAUAAGGUCAAGGGCAAUCCAAAUCCUAUGCCUAAAGCAGAGGCUGGGACAGCUACAGCAGGCUCUGCCCAGACCAAUGUUGUGACCAGUUCCCAGGGGGAGACCACACCUGGUGCCAAGACUAAGGUCAAGGGUAAUCGUAAUUCUGUGCCUAAAGCAGGGGCUGGGCCAGAUACUACGGGUUCUGCCCAGAACCAGACUGUAGCCAGUUCCCACAGUGAGGCCUUACCUGGUGCCAAGAAUAAGGUUAAGAGCAAUCCCAAUGUUGUGCCUAAGGCAGAGGCCGGGGUGGGUGCCUGUCCCCAGUCUGUGGCUGUUUCCCAGGGUACUGCCUUGACUGGUACCAAGGCAAAGGUCAAGGGCAAUUCUAAUGCUGUGUCUAAACCAGAUGCUGGGGCAGGUACAAUGGGCUCGGCCAAGGCUGUGACCAGUUCCCAGGGUGAGACCUUACCUGGUUCCAAGAGUAAGGUUAAGGGUAAUUCCAAUGCGGUACCUAAGGCGGAUGCUGGGGCAACUACAACAGACUCUGUUCAGCCCCAGGCUGAGGCCUUGCUUGGUGCCAGAAAUAAGGUCAGGGGCAAUUCCAAUUCUGUGCCUAAGGCAGAGUCUGGGGCAAGUACAAUACUGGCUUUGGCUUCUUCCCAGGCUGAAGCCUUGCUUGGUGCCAGAAAUAAGGUCAGGGGCAAUUCUAACACUGUGCCUAAAGCAGAGGCCGGGUCAGGUGCAAGGGGCUCUGCCCAGUCCCAGGCUGUGGUCAGUUCUCAGAACGAGACUUUGCUUGGUGCCAGGAAUAAGAUUAGGGCCAAUGCUAGUACUAAAUCAGGAGCCAAAACAGGUACAAGGGGUUCUGCUCAGCCCCAGGCUGUGGUCAGUUCCCAGAGUGAAGCCUUGCUUGGGGCAAGGGAUAAGGGUCUGUCCAGCUCACAGGUAGAAGCCACUGCAGACAAUAAGACACAUGCAAGGCCAGUGGCAGGGGGCGGGGCCCCUUCAGAAAGUGUGAGUGGGGCAGGUGCUCGGUGGAUCAAGUUUAGGUUUCAGACCAUAUAUCGAGACUGGGAGAACAGUGUAACCUGGGCCGAGGAUGAGAAUGGAGCCGCUGUUGGGCCCUGGAGUGGGGCCAAUGAUAAGACUGGCAUUGUGAGUUCCUGGGCUGUGGCUUGUGAUGAAGCUAGCAUUAAGUCCUGGACUGGGGCUAGGACUGAGAAUGAGGUUGCUCUUGGAUCCUGGGUAGGUGCUGGUGACCAGACCAGUGGAGCACUCUGGGCAGGAGCUCAGGCUGCUGACGGGACCUGGGUUGCGGACAAGACCGGUGGAGCUUCCUGGACUGGGGCUGAGAACCAGCUCAGUGCAGGUUCUUGGGUUGUCUCUGGAAACCAGGCCAUUACAGGUCCCUGGGCUGUGAGUCAGGUCAGUGAUGGGUCGUGGCCUGCAGGGGCGGCCAGUGGAGUGUCCUGGGUUGUGGACCAGGCUACCGGGACCUGGACUGUGGCUGAUAACCAGGCUGGUGCAAUGUCUUGGGCUGGAGCUGGCAACAUAGUUAGUAUUGGAUACUGGACUGGGGCUGUAGACCAGACCAAUGCAGUGGCCUGGACAGGGACUGCUGAGCAGGUUGGUGGUGAGGUCAAGCCAAGGUAUGAAGAUCAGGCCAGUGAAAAGGGGACCUGGGCUGGAGCUGCUGUCCAGACCAGUGGAGACUCCAGGUUGGGACCUGAGGCUCAGUCCAGUGGAAGGGCUUGGGCUGAGACUGCAGACCAAGCCAGUGCAGCAUCCAGGCUUGCAACUGUAGAUCCAUCUAGUGGAGUAUCCUGGCCUGUCACUGGGGCCCAGGCUGGUGGAGUAUCUACAUCAGGCUCUGCAGACCAGUCCAGUAGUGGGUCUUGGACUGGCACUAGGAAUCUGACUGGGGAAAGAUCCUGGACUGGGACUGGUGAUCAGUCUAAUGGUGGAGCCAAACCUGGUUUUGAGAACCAGACAGGUGCUGAAGGGUCUUGGACUGGCACUAUUAGCCAGGCUAGUGGAGGGUCCAAGUCAGUGCCUGGGGAUCAGUCUGCUGGAAGAUCCUGGACAAAUUCUGGAGAUCAACUCAGUGGAGGAUUCUUGGUUGGGCCUUUGGACCAGGCCAGUGGAAACUCUCAGCCUGGUUCUGGAGACCUGGUUGCUAGUGGAGUAAAUCCGUCCAGUGGAGGAGGAUGCUGGGCUGGUUCUGGGGACCAGUCUGGUGGAGAAUCUAGGAUGGGGACCAGGGGCCAGACUAAUGGACAGUCUUGGCCUGGCACUGGCGAUCAGACUGGUGGAUGGUACUGCACUUACACGCCGACUCAGGCCAUUGGAGGAGCCUCUUGGGGUGCUACUGCUCAGGACAUUGGAGUGUCAAAGCCAGUGCAGGUGAACCAGUCUAGUAGUGGGGCCUGGCUUGGAAGUGGAACUCAGGUCGGUGGUGUGUCCUGGACUGGUGAUCAGGUUGGUGGCUGUCCCAAACCUGGAUUUGAGGAUCAGGCCAUUGGAGGAGGAUUCUGGGCUGCUGCUGGAGAUCAGAGCACUGGAGGGUCCAGACCAGCUGUGUCUGAGGAUCAGUCUAGUGGAGGAGUUUCUUGGGGUGGAGCUGGUGCUCAUGUCAUUGGAGGCAAUAGAACAUGUCCAACUGAUCAGGCCAGUGGUGCGUCCUGGGCCGGCAUUGGAAGUCAGGUCAGUGGAGGGUCCUGGGUUGGACCUGUGGAUCAGACUAGCGGCUGUUCUAAAUCUGGAUUUGAAGAUCAGACAUGUGGAGGAGGCUCUUGGGCCGGUGCUGUGGACCAGACUAGUGGAGAAUCCUGGCCUGGGUCUAGGGCUAGUAAUGAAGCCAGUGGAGGAUCUAAGCUAGAUACCCAAGAGCAGACCAGUGGGAGAUUCCUUGUAAGUGCUGAGGUGGAGGCCAAUGAAGGAUUUUGGUUUGGGCCUGGGAGUGAGGCCUUUAUAGGGUCUUGGUGCUGGACAGAAGAGGCUACUAUUUUGCCUAUAGCUAAUAUGAAUGAUGAGACCAGUGGUGAAUCCACGUCAGGCACUAAGGAAGAAACCAGCGCUAGUUCUGGAUUGGAGGAUGAAAAGAAGACCAGUACUGAAUCCUGGACCAGAGCUGAGGAGACAGCUCUUGCAGGCACCUGUGUUGGAGGUGAGCCUGAGAAUGUGGCUGGAGCUGAGGCUGAAGUUGAGACAGAAGCUAAGGAUACAGCUGAGGCUGAGGUUGAGGCUGAGGUUGAGGCUGAGGUUGAGGCUGAGGUUGAGGCUGAGGUUGAGGCUGAGGCUGAGGCUGAGGCUGAGGUUGAGGCUGAGGCUGAGGCUGAGGCUGAGGCUGAGGCUGAGGCUGAGGCUGAAGCUGAGACUGAGAAUAGCAUGGGAUUUUGGGUCUGGGAUGGAGAUGCAGCCACUAAAGGGUCUAGGCUUGGGGCUGAGGCUGAGGCUGAGGUUGAGGCUGGAGCUGGGGGAGGGGCUGAGGCUGAAGCUGAGACUGAGAAUAGCAUGGGAUUUUGGUUCUGGGAUGGAGAUGCAACUACUAAAGGGUCUAAGCUUGGAGCUGAGGCUGGGGCUGAGGCUGGAAUUGGGACAGGAGCAGGGGCAGAGGCUGAAGCUGUGACUGAGACCAGCAUGGGAUUUUGGUUUUGGGAAGGAGAUGGAGCAGCUAAAGGGUCGAAGCUUGGGGCUGAGCCUGAGGCUGGGGUUGGAGCAGGGGCUGAGGCUGUGGCUGAAACCGUGGCUGUACCAAGCAUGGAGUUUUGGUCCUGGGAUGGAGAUGCAGCCACUAAAGGGUCUAGGCUUGGAGCUGAGGUUGAAGCUGGGGCUGGAGUUGUGGCCGAGGCUGGGGCUGAGACCAGAAUGGGGUUUUGGUUUUGGAAUGAAGACUCAACCACGAAAGGGUCUGGGCUUGGGGCUGAGGCUGGGGCAGGAGUUGUUGCAGAGGGUGGGGCUGAAGCCAGAAUGGAGCCUUGGUCCUGGGAUGGAGAUGCAGCCUCUAAAGGGUCUAGGCUUGGGGUUGAGGCUCAGGCUGGCUUAGGGUCUUGGACUUUUUCUACGGAUGUAAAUGAUGAUGAUGAUGAUGAUGAGGAACUAAGUAGAGAAUCCAGCCCUGGUAUUGAAGAGAUCAGUCUAAGAAACUUGUUUGGGGCUGAGAGUGAGGACAAUAAUGACCUCAGAUCUACAAAUGAAAAAGAUACCAAUUCUGAAUCUGGGACUGGGGAUAAGGACAGCACUAAAGAUAAGUUUGAUGCUGCUGAUGGAGUUGACAUCCGGUCUUGGUUCUGUACUGGUAAUGAAAACAGAUGUGAGGAUGAGUCUACAUCUCAGGUGAAAGCCAAAAAGUCGACUGAACCAAGAGGCAUAUAUCCACCCAUGGUCCCUGGGGCAGGAAUGGGUGUAUGGGACGGAACCAUAGUUUGUUCAGAGAGCAAGUUAUUACACCAAACCAGCUUUCCAGGGGAAGAAGGCUUCAGAAAGCUUCCCUGCCACUGCCGCUGUAGACGUGAAGUCAAUCUGGAUCCGCAAGAUCUCGAGAAGCUCAUUUGCAUGAUUGAAAUGACUGAAGAUCCUUCUGUUCAUGAAAUAGCCACGAAUGCUCUAUAUAACAGUGCUGAUUAUCCUUAUCCCCAGGAAAUUGAUCGGAAUAUAGGUGGGAUUUCAGUUAUUCAAAGCUUAUUGAGUAAUCCCCACCCCACAGUCCGGCAGAAGGCUUUAAAUGCAUUGAAUAACAUCUCAGUUGCCGCUGAAAACCAUAGAAAGGUUAAGACAUAUUUAAGUCAAGUAUGUGAAGAUACUGUCACCUAUCCCUUAAAUUCAAAUGUACAAGUGGCUGGACUAAGAUUGAUAAGACACCUGACUAUUACUAGUGAGUAUCAGCAUAUGGUUACCAAUUAUAUUUCAGAAUUUCUCCGUUUGUUGGCUAUGGGAAGUGGAGAAACUAAAGACCAUGUUUUGGGAAUGCUUGUGAAUUUCUCUAAAAAUCCAUCCAUGACAAAAGACUUGCUCAUUGCCAAUGCACCAACAGCACUGAUUAACAUUUUUAGCAAGAAAGAGACAAAAGAGAAUAUUCUUAAUGCCCUUUUACUUUUUGAAAAUAUAAAUCAUCAUUUUAAAAAGAGAGCAAAAACAUAUCCCCAAGACAGGUUCAGUAAAAGUUCCCUUUAUUUCCUGUUUCAACGACCUAAAGCCUGUGCCAAGAAACUUAGAGCCUUAGCAGCAGAUUGUAGUGACCCAGAGGUGAAAGAAAGAGUUGAGGUAUUAAUAAAUAAACUCUGAUUGGCUAUCUGUUUCCCCCAAAGUUUGAGUAACAUUUUGGUUUUACACCCUUGACAUGAUGUACAUUGUAAAUUGUAUUAGAACUGUGAAACUAAUGUUGCCUAUGAGGGUCUAUAGCUGGACAAUUUUAUGAACACCAAAUGAAUUCAAACUUGUUCUGGAAAUACAUGUGUCCAUUUUUAUCUUGUCUGGAUUGAGAUAUUUUUAGUAUGCUUCAUGAGCAGAAACCAAACUGAUUCUUCAUAAGUAAGGUAAUCUUUGGUCCUUUGUGUGGACUUAUGUUUAUACAUUUGAGAUUUUAUUUUUAUGUCAUCAAUAAA
Molecule: messenger RNA, 7590 nt
Organism: Cricetulus griseus (Chinese hamster)
Lineage: Eukaryota; Metazoa; Chordata; Mammalia; Rodentia; Cricetidae
Source: RefSeq, a predicted model, not a curated record